Pseudocercospora fijiensis CIRAD86 is the source of this 3477-nucleotide messenger RNA. RefSeq lists its product as uncharacterized. The record is from RefSeq and is a predicted model, not a curated record. The transcript has 18 exons. Lineage: Eukaryota; Fungi; Ascomycota; Dothideomycetes; Mycosphaerellales; Mycosphaerellaceae. The coding region runs from base 1 to 3477 and encodes 1158 amino acids.
AUGGAGGAGAAGUAUGUAGUGGCGAAAGCAAACGGGUAUUACGGCGGUUGCAUGCCUGGAGGCAGUAGUAGUAGGAGUAGCAUUCUCCAAGCCAAGCCAAGCCAAGAGGAUCACGGGUGCGCAUUUGGUCGCCGCGAUUUCUUUCGAACGGUGUCAUGGAGCUCUCGCGUAGACACUAUACAGUCCAACAAAAUGCUUAACGAUCCGCUGUACAACAUCGCUAAGCCUGACCCCGUCCUGGAGCCUGUCGAUAUGUCCUCUAAAGACCUCCCUCAUUACUGUCCUUCGGAUGACGAAGCAGCAGGUGACCUGAGGACUAGGAGGCUGGGUUAUAUGCUACAUACUGUUCCAGGCUCCAGCAUAUGUGCCAGCUUCUGGGCGCGGAUCUCUGCUGAAACGCAGAAGUGCACUGCCGUGGGAGACAAGAGAGGUUGUGGUCUCGUUCUGGUAUUCCUCGAACCUAUCCAUAUAGCAACAAAAGGUCGCCGAGUUGCACUGGCCCAAAACCACGUCCACAGGAAGGUCUUCAGGAUCAUCGAAGACGUGCAGCUCCCGGUCACCCCUGUCCCUAUGCUCGGAAUUCCCAUCGAUCAAAUGGCGCCAGGUAGAACAGACAUCUCGUGCCACCAGGAGGCCUUCUACCGAGAGGAAAGACGCGAUGGAUUCCAGGAGUUCUACCGGGAGCCUGGCGAACCAUCGAGGGGGCGUAGCUACGCUGACACAAUGCGUCUAAGGAGGAGUGGGGAGGAUGGCGAGAUGGACAGAAAGAAAGGGAUGAAAUUGAAGUCUAAAACCGAAGGUCUGAAAUUGAAGGGCGGGGGCGGGGGCGGAGGCGGAGGCGGAGGCGGAGGCGGAGGCGGAGGCGGAGGCGGAGGCGGAGAACCUGAGAGGCUCAAAAUCUUGGCCCGCCAACACCACGACUUCUUUCACUCAAUCGACCUGCCACCACCAAAGCCGACGCUCCCACUCCUCCAGCAUAUCAACAACAUCGCAGCAUUCCCAGCUGCUACACGGCUUUGCACACUGACGCUCAUGUCGUCAAAGUGCGACACUCCGCCAAGCAGUGAUAUCGAACAGUCUCCGCACCUCCCGCCCUCUCCGCCCCUCUCCCCAAAGCCUUCCGCCGCCCCGAUCGCGCCCGUCGACAGACUCAUUGGCAUUCUGAAGCUCCGUCGUGCUGGACGACUUCCUCUCGCAGGCGAUUGCCAGUCAUUCAUACUCGACGGCGGCAGUUUUGAGGUCCUCGAAGACCGAAUAGAGAAGGAAGGUCUCCUCCCCUACUUCGAAGACAAAGUCCGCUACGACUACCACGGGCGCCGAUUUACCCUGCGCAUGCCCAGCGCCACUCAUGAACGGUUCAUAGCUUCGGUUGAGGAUCUUAUCUUUGCUGGAAUCCAAGAGGUGGCAGAUCGACUGGCGGAAGACAAGCAGGAUGAGAUUGCGAAAGCGCUGAGAGGCAUAGACAAAGGCCGAAGCACGACUCUGGAACUGCACGCCCCGAAGCUGGAGAAUAGCAGCCAGGAGAGCGAGGCUGCGGAGAAAGUAGUGCGCAGAAGUCCAGAUGCUACGUUCUAUUGCAAUGCGGGAGAGGAGGGAGCGGAACUGCCAGCGCUGGUGGUGGAGGUGAGCUAUUCGCAGCAGAAGAAGGAUUUGCCCAGGCUGGCGGAGAGCUACGUUAUCGACUCCAAGCAUGCGAUAAGAUGCGUGCUGGGACUUGACAUUACGUACAGCAAUGCAAAAGGGCAAGCGCCGAAAGAUCACACUGCGACAAUCUCAGUCUGGCGCCCGGAUGUCGAAUUCGAUGGAGAUGGAGAAGAGAUUGGAGUCUGCGCAUGCGAUGUACACGAGAUGCCCUUUCGGGGCAGCCAGGGCAUCACCUGCGAGGGAGAGUUACAGCUAACGCUAUCUGACCUCCUUCCAAAACCGAUCAUGCAAAAGCUACCAGCGACUGCCUACGACGAGCACAUUAUCAUCCCAUUCGGCGAUCUCGCAGCUUCCCUCUACAAAGCUGAGCUCGUCACUACCGCGAAACCACCGAACCCAACUAAACUAACACCAAGGAAGUUCCGCAAGCGAAAGCGAUCGCCUUCGGAAGAGCUGUCUGAUGAACGAGAGUCAAGGUACCAGAAGCUGGAGAAAGCAGACUCGGAGAAGGAGCGCAAGGUGGAUCAAGAUUGGGAACAGCCACGACAGCGCGUGAAGACGGAGCCAUUGCCAGGGACACCGACUGAGAUUCUAGCGGGAGAGCCGUGGGUGGUGCAAGCUGAAGAUGUGGACUUGGUCGAUGACCGCCGACGACAUGCCAGACGCAACCAUACCGAUCAUUCUGCUCCCGUCACCCCCAGUAUACGCUCUCGCCACGGCAGGUUGGAAUCUGCUUCUACAACACAGGCCUCCCAUAGCAGUUCUAGUCAUGCUCGCGAUGCUCUUGACAGUCCUGACAGAGCUGCCCGUGAAUCAGCUCCAGUAUACGAUUCUGUGCAACUGUGGCUCAAUGUGCCUCGCAUUCGCGCUGAACAGCAUGAGCCUCAGGCGGAGAGUACUGUCAGCCUCGAUCACGGAGGGAACACAAACACGCUUGUGUUUGUGCUGGAGCGCUGCCCACGUUCCCAUGACUCGAAGGGUUUCAGCGCGGUAUGGAAUGUCGCCAAUUGCCUGGAUCGGCGCAAUACGAGCAAGCUGAAAGAUGCCAUAUUUACAAUCAAGGCACAAUUUCAAACACUUCUUCAUCGACAUAUCCGCAAGAUGUUCCACAUAGCUUCUUCUGUCGUGACCUUUGCCUUCGUGGCAGGCAUCGCCGCGCAGGAUUUUGAUCUACCGUCGUAUCCCACUUGCACCAAGACCAUCACGCACAUAGCCUCGGAGUGCUGUCCGCCAGUCCCAACCGCCACCGCAACUGCUUACACGGACUGCGGAGGUUGCGCAUUGACGACCGCUUCCGUACCUCUUCCAUGUUUUGCCCCAUGCACAACGACGGAGACGGCGGGAAGAACAACAAUCACCAAGUGCAGCGCAUCACCAACUCCUUCGACGAGCAAGGACGACAGUCCAUGCACCAAAACCCUCACCGAAUUCCAAAAUCCUUUACGUACCUCUAUAAUCCAUCCACACUUCGAAACCGCAUACCGUAAGCUAAAUUUUUUUUUGCCCCAGGUUUCGUGCAUUCCAGUACCUUCACCAGCGACUGCAGUGGAUGUUCGCUCGCUAGCAUCACUACAACACACGCCGAUGGCAAAGCGGAUUGUGUGUCCGCAUGGCGAGGAGUCGGACUCAGAUCACUUCCGUGAUUUGUGGAUGAGGUUUGGCUUAUAUGAGGUUAAGAUGUGUCUACGGCGCGUUUUCGAUUUUCUGUGCUUUGGAUUUUUAUCGCUCUCCUCGGCAUAUGUUGCGAAGUUCGAGGGUUCUAGAGGAGUUGUCAUUAAAUCAUCUUCCAAAAGAGUUGGGAGGGGUGCCGAGACGAGCCGAAGGUGGUUAUAA